Molecule: messenger RNA, 879 nt
Organism: Brachypodium distachyon (stiff brome)
Lineage: Eukaryota; Viridiplantae; Streptophyta; Magnoliopsida; Poales; Poaceae
Product: GATA transcription factor 17
Exons: 7
Coding region: 1-879 (292 amino acids)
Biological process (GO): regulation of DNA-templated transcription
Molecular function (GO): zinc ion binding; protein binding; sequence-specific DNA binding
Source: RefSeq, a predicted model, not a curated record
AUGAGCAACCAGCACGAGCUCCAACGGCAGCUUUACGAGCAGCAACCGAUGAUGCCCAUGGCGGGCGGCGGGGAACAAGGCGCCGUCCCGAUGGACGCGGACGCGGACGCGGAUCCGGCGGCGGCGGCGGCGGCGCAAGCGCAGCUGCACGGGGCGGCGGCGAACGCGGACGCCGCCGCGUCCAACACUACGCUCACCCUUUCGUACCAGGGCGAGGUCUUCGUCUUCGAGUCCGUCUCACCCGACAAGGUGCAAACGCUGCUGUUAUUGCUAGGAGGGAGGGAGCUGGCCCCCGGAUUGGGCUCGGCUCGGAGCAGCCAGUGUUUGUAUUCUCUGAUACAGAAGUCGAAGAAUACUGCACACCGGAUGGCGUCCCUACUCAGGUUCCGGGAAAAGCGCGGCAGGAGGAACUUCGAUAACAAGAUCCACUAUCCUGUUCGCAAGGAAGUUGCGCAUAGGCUCCAGCGCAACAGAGGUCAGUUUGCAUCGUCUAAAGCAAAGGCCGGAGAAGGAGCAGCAUCUGGGACUGCUGCAGAUGGUUCAAAAAAUUGGGGUGCAAUGGAAGACCAAACUCCAUAUACUGCAGCUAUAUGUCAGAAUUGUGGUGUUAGUUCAGAUACCACACCUAUGAUGCGGAAAGGACCCAAUGGCCAAAGGAUUUUGUGCAAUGCCUGUGGCCUAGUAUGGGCGAAAAAGGGUCAUAUGAGGAACAUCUCGAAAUGUUUAACUGCGCCUCAGCAAGUUGUACCAGCAGCCACUAGUGAAGUUCAGAAUGGAAUGACAGAAGCAGCACCAACCGACAACGAGCAGCAACGUAUUGCAAUCGAGGUUGCACCCGGAGCGCAGCCUGCUCCUGCUGCCAAUGGCAAUGACUCGUAG